AUGGCUUCGAUAUACUACCUCAAUCAACCUCCCCAUCCGGCUUGGGAUUUCCUCUCCAGUCUCGAAGAUCACCCCUUCUUUGCUCCUUUUUUCCGCGGUCCGCUUCAUCAUCCUCUUCCUCACUUCCAUCCUUAUGGACAUCAUGGUCAUGGACCUGGUCACGGUCCUGGUCCCCGUCAUGAACGCUUCCAGGAACGCUCCGGGAAUGAGAAUGAGAACGUGAACGAGCAAGCUCCUCAUCGGGCAGCUGCCAGUCCUGGCAAUGAAGCACAGCAAGACGAUCCAUCUCAAAGCGAUAAUGCUGCUCGUCCGACUCGUAGUCUAGGCGAAAAUGCAAGAGAAACUUCUCCGGAUGGUUUCACUCAUGGCAGAAGCGGUUGGUGCCGUGGAGGUCGACAUGGUCAUCGUGGCUUUUUCCAUGGCCGUGAGCACCCCUUCGGAGGAUGUCCCGCCGGCUUUGGACCUGGACCUUGCCGCGGUCGCGGACGGGAUGGCCCUCACCACCACCGUGGCGGUGGCAGAGGUUGGGGGCAUCACCCGCGUGGUCCUUUUGGCGUGCCACCCCCCUUCAUCGAUGGCCAGUUUGAUUUGCACUCCUUCCUCGAACAACUCGGCUCCCAACUAGGUAUCGACCUCAACCAGAUGUGGAGAGGAUACAAUCAGAACGACCAAGUGGACUUCGUCCCUCGAGCAGACGUGUUCGACACCCCCGCGGAGUACCUGGUCCAUGUCUCCCUGCCGGGGGCGCAGAAGCAGGACAUCAGCAUCAAUUACGAUGUCGAAGACUCUGUCCUCCAUCUUGCUGGAGUGGUCCACCGACCUGGCAUCACUGAAGAGCUGAACGACGCCCUUGUUAUCGACGAGCGAUCUCGCGAAGUCGGUGUCUUCGAGCGCAACGUCAGGCUGGGCACCCGCAACGAACCCGCCAACGUGGACCCGGACAGGAUCUCGGCCAAACUCGCGGACGGCAUCCUGGUGGUGCGUCUGCCCAAGGUCCCCGUGGACCCUGAAUGGCGCAAAAAGAAAGUGUCUGUGGAGGCGCUGGACGAGAAGGACAACAAGCAGGCGACUGUAGAGGAUGAGCCAGAUGAGUCAGAUGCCAUGCACGUGGACAGCGAGACGGAAAAGGGCGAUUUUACCGAGGAUCACGAGACCAUGUUGGGUGAAAUCACUCCCACACAGACAUCAGAAGACGGAGAUUAUGACGAUGCCAAGGAAUACGUCAAAGUGGACGUUGAGUAG
Rasamsonia emersonii CBS 393.64 is the source of this 1242-nucleotide messenger RNA. RefSeq lists its product as uncharacterized. Gene Ontology annotation, biological process: response to hydrogen peroxide; response to heat; protein complex oligomerization. Lineage: Eukaryota; Fungi; Ascomycota; Eurotiomycetes; Eurotiales; Trichocomaceae. Bases 1 to 1242 code for a protein of 413 amino acids. The record is from RefSeq and is a predicted model, not a curated record. The transcript has a single exon.